CUUGAUCAGUUCUACUUCCAUAUGGCAAGUCUUACUUUCUUCUUCUCUUUUCUCUCCUUGUCUCUCAUCAUCUCUGGUGCAAACUCUCGUGUCCUAAGUCCACUUCCUCUAAACAACUCCAUCUUGGUCUCUGAUGGCGUCCAUGACGUCUCUGAUUACAAGUUUCUCACUCUCGACCCUCCUAAGACCUUGUCCGGGACCGAAUGUGAACAUGUCUAUGGUUUUCUUCCAUGUGCAAAUAGUGUUGGAGGUUAUGCCUUCCAAGUACUCACCUUUGGGUGUCUCUUGAUUGUUGGUGACUACUUCUUGUUCAUUGGAAGGUCGAAACUCUUUUUAAUCUUUGAAGUCGGAUUCUAUGGCGGAAUCAUAUUCCCUCUUCUUACAAUGUUCCCAAGAAUUGUCCUUAUGCUCUCGAAUGGACUAUCAUUGAGCAGCGAUGUUGCCAAUUCCUUCGUAGAUAACAACGUUGGAGUUACUGUGGGAUACACUGUGUUUGCUCUCACAAUUCAAUGGGGAGCUUGUGUUGUGUUUAGCAUCACGGGUCCAAGUUCAACUAAGGAAGAAAGACGAACAAUCACUAAAAUCAUACAAGAAUGGUGGAGCCAAAGACAUAAGAUAGUGAAAACCAUCGUUGAAGCAAGUGUAGACGUGGAAUAUUCCAAGAACAAAAAAUAUGUAGGGAUUAUGUUGUUGAGUCUAGCUCCCUUUCUUAUGGUGACAGUUUCAGCUAUAUGUGAUUCACAUUCUUGGAGGCACUUCAUUAUAUUGAUAACACUAAUAAUAUCCUCUUCUUCAACUGUUGUCUACUUUGUUUACUCGUAUAAAGAUCAGGAAAACCAAAAGAAGAGCUUAGAUCACGCGAGGUUUGAGAUCAUGUCAGAAGUUCAUAAGCUAUUAAAGAGGUUUUCACCAAAACACUUACUAGAAAAUGGAGAGAUAAGCGAAGCGAGCUUGAAAAGUUUGUUUGAGUUGACUGAUACAAACGGAGAUAAGAAGAUACAAAUAUCUGAGCUAAAAGACUUAACCGUAGAGUUUUGGAACUUUGGGAGAAUGAAAUGCGAAAUAGAUGAGCUUGCUAUAGACUUUCUUAAGAAAUUCGAUGAAAACGGAGACGGUUAUUUAGACGAGACCGAAUUUAAGAAAGGGGUCAAGAAUAUGCUCAAACAAUACAAAUUCAAAUUCGACAGCCUAGAUGAUGAAAAAGAGGAUGACACCGAGAAGAAGGGAGUUUUAGAGAUGCAAGAACCACCGCAGCAAUCGUUUUUCACCAAAAUUCUCUAUAUGGAAACUUUAGGAGCUGCGAUUGAAGUCAUCAUAGGGAUCUUAAUUGUGCUCUUUCUUGCAAAGCCAUUUAUGAUGAACAUAGAGCUCUUAUCAGUCUCAGCUGGAGUUCCCUCUUUUUACACCGUCUUCGUGAUGAUCCCUUUGGCUAGAAACUUAAAGAACACUCUAUCAACACGCUUCUCUCGUCCGAAAGACAAGAAGAAAAUCUCGUCACAUACCUUCUCUGAGAUAUACAAAGAUAUUACAAUGAACAACCUCAUGGGAUUGUCAAUCAUAUUGGCGGUUGUAUACACGAGAGGCUUGACAUGGAAUUGCUCGGUAGAAGCUCUUAUUCUUGUGAUCGUUGGCCUCGCAAUUGGCUUACCGGCUUAUUUGAGAUCGACUUACCCGUUCUGGAUCAGUGUAUUUGCUUUUGCUAUGUAUAUCUUCUCUCUUGUCCUUAUCUAUCUCCGUUAUCAGUUUCUAGGCAAGAACUAAGUUUACACCUUUAGAGGUGAGACUUAAGUUACAACCUCCCAAAGAGCACUUCCCGGUAUUUUAUAGCUUUCUCGCAUUUCAAUAGUUCAGUUUUGCUUGUACUGUAUGUUUGUGAGCUUGUCUUUGAAGUAAUGCAGUCCUUGAUGAUUCUUU
Messenger RNA from Eruca vesicaria subsp. sativa (arugula), 1914 nucleotides. NCBI's taxonomy places the organism in Eukaryota, Viridiplantae, Streptophyta, Magnoliopsida, Brassicales, Brassicaceae. The record is from the annotation of a GenBank genome assembly.